AAUUAGUGCAAUUUUCGUUGGUUUGGUGUAGAGCUGAAAAUACUCUGUUUUUAGUGUCUCUGUCUGAAAUUGAAAAAUUAACUGGGAAUGAGUCUGAGGGAAUUUGAAUGUGGAAUUUAUUUCAUUGAAAGCUCUAUAUCCUAGCUUCACUUUAAAAUUGGUUUGGUCAAUUUUGGACGUGGGAAGUGUCCUGUGGAAAUUUUACAAUCUAACAAGGUCCAGGGAGCCAUUACAGAGGAUUCCCAAAACCCUGUUUCAACUUUGAGUUAGCAUAUCUUCCUCUUUGUGCGUUCAAAUUGAUUGAUUCCAGUUUCAUUUUUCUUAUCGCUGUCUUAUCUUUGUUUCUUGUGUUUAGGAUUUUCUUCAAUUUUUCCAUUUUCCUAUUUGAAAGUUUGUUAGAAGCUCUGAAGGUCUUCUGGACGAAAUCCUGUUUCUCCAGACUUGAGGACCAACUUGUGAAAAAUUCUGGGAACGAUUGGGAAGGAUUUUUAAUCUAAAAGUUUUAUAUAAUUUUCCUGUAUAUCUCUUGUGUUUCUCAUAAAAGUUUCAGGGGAAUUUAUCAUGUGGAUUUGCUGAUAGAAAAUUCACAAGUUCACUGUCUCCAGAGAGCCUACUGUGCGAAUUCCAGAAUUGCCAAAGCUUCUUGAUUGAGCAUUUCUAACUCUCUUUCUACUUGUUUGGUGUUAUUUUUUUUUCAUUUUGUUGCUAUUGAGUUUAAUAAAAAAAUAAAAAAAAAUUAUUUCUCUUGCUUUUGUGUGUUUUGAAUUGUUUCAUGUUGAUUUGCAUUUUAGUUUAGUUUGUUCUUUGUUCUUAAUUUUCUUGAGCUUGAUUAGUGCAUGACCCGAAGAAAACAUACCUCUUUUGUUGAAUUAGAUCCAGAAAUUGAAAGAACUAUUUCUAGAUUGAGAAGAUCACAACCUAUUCUUGAUUCUCAUUUGGUUUGUAAUUCAACAAUGGAAGGUAUCUUAGGACAUGAGCAUGUGCAUAAUGAGGGCCAUGGGAAUGGGAAUGAGAAUUUGCAUGAUGAUGGCCAUGUUAAUAAUGAAUUUGAAGGCUUGCAUAACCCUAGAGAGGAGAGGAGCAUUAGGCAAUUAACUCAACCUAAUUGGCAUGAUAAUCCUUAUGGCUUAUAUGUUCCUCCUACUAAUGUUCAAUUUGAAAUUAAAUCCUCCUUGAUUAAUGCAUUGCCUAAAUUUCAUGGGUUACCAGGAGAGGAUUGUCAUAGGUUUUUGCAUACUUUCCUAUUGGUUUGUGAUACUAUGAAGCCUAUGCAUGUAAAUGUUGAUGAUGUUCAAGCUAAGGCUUUUGUAUUUUCUCUUGAAGGUUUAGCAAAGGAAUGGUAUUUCAACUACCCUUUUUAUGUGAAAGUGAGCACAUGGGCCGAGCUAAGAAGACUCUUCUUAGAUAAAUUCUUUCCAAAUUCCAAGGUCACCAAUUUGAGAAAGCAAAUCUAUGGGGUCCAACAAGGAGAGGAUGAGAGUCUCUAUGAGUAUUGGACUAGAUUCCAAGGCCUUUUGGCUAAAUGCCCACACCAUCAAAUUUCUAGUGAGAAUUUAGUCCAAUAUUUCUAUGAGGGCUUGAUUCCAAGAGACAAAGUUAACAUUGAUGCCGCUAGUGGGGGAUGCUUAAUUGACCUCACUUCCUUAAAGGCUUGGGAACUAAUUGACAAGAUGGCUUCAAGUGGUGCUCAAUACUCUACAAGGGAAAAGAGAAAUGUGAAUAUGGUAGGUUCCUCAGUUCUUAAUGAUUCAUAUGUGGACUUGCUAGCUGCCAAGAUUGGGAGAAUGUUGGCUCCACAAAUAUCUCAAGUGAGCAAUGUAAGUACUUCUCAAGCACUUGUCCCUUAUUCUUGUACUUUUUGUGACUCACCUAUACAUGUAGAAAGCAAUUGUCCUAUUAAGUUUGAACAAGUAAAUGCUAUCUACAAUGGAAAACAAUCCUAUGGUGGGAGGCAAGUGCAAGGAGCUUAUUCUAAUACUUACAACCCUUCAUGGAGAGACCAUCCUAAUUUCUCCUAUUCAAAUCCAAAUGUGGCUUUACAAGACAAUCAACAAAGAGGAUCCUAUCAAAACACCUUUGGCCGUGACCCUCCACCUCAUUUGUCUCAAGGUAGCUCUUCUCAAAGCUACAAUCCAAGUGCCAAUGCUCAAGCCUCUACAUUACCAUCCAACACUGUUGCUAAUCCUAAAGCUAAUCUUAAUGCUAUCACAUUGAGGAGUGGCAAGGAGUUGGGAGAAAGAGUACAAGAAGACAAAAGACAAGGGAAGGCCGAGAAGCCCUCUUUAAAUUCUUCAAUUAAUGUUAAUGUUUCUAGUUCUUCUUUUGCUCCUAAUGAUGCAUCUUUUUGUAGAGAUGAUGAGGAUGAAAACAUUGAGGAGAUCAUAUGUGAGCAACCACCAUCUAAGGUGGAAAAGGGGACUAUGGCCGAGUUGUUUAGUAAGGAAAAAAAGGGAGAGGCCGAGCAAAGUGAAACAAGAAAGGAGAGUUCAAGAAAGGAAGAAGGAAGGCAAAGUCAAGAGAUUAUGAAGGAGCUUCCUUUUCCACAAGCACAAGUGGUCCCUAAGCAAGUGAAGGGACAAUUUGAUCAAGAGGCAUAUGAUUUCUUCCAUAAGAUUCAUGUUAAUAUACCCUUGAUGGAUGUAGUUAAGAACUUUCCUAAGUAUGCCAAAUUUUUGAAAGAUUGUUGUACAAAUAAAAGAAAAUUUAGGCCUAAUGCAAGGGUACAAUUACCUUCAUCUGUGAGUGCUAUCAUGAAGCCUCAACUCCCUAUAAAAUGUGAGGACCCCGGUUCCUUCACAAUUCCAUGCAAGAUUGGCAACACACAUUUUUCUCAUGCAUUGAUAGACUUAGGUGCAGCCAUUAAUGUUAUGCCUCUUUCAAUUUAUCAUGCCUUGAGUCUUGAUUGCAUGCAUAAGACACCUAUGAUAUGCCAAUUAGCGGAUAGAAGUGUUAGAAGACCACAUGGAGUAGUAGAAGACUUGUUGGUUUGUGUUAAAGGUCUAUUAUUUCCUGUGGAUUUCUAUGUGCUUGAUAUGUCAAAAGAAGGGAGUGGGGAUGAUAUUUUGAUUUUAGGAAGGCCAUUUAUGAGGACUGCCCGUACAUUAAUUGACAUGGAAAAAGGUAGUUUGAUUUUGAAAUGUGGAGAGGAUCAUGUUAUUUUUAAUAUAUAUGAAGCAAUGAAACAUCCUUUUGAGGAUUAUUCUUUGUUAGGUGUAAGUUCCAUUGAGUUAUUGCUUCAUGAUGCUUGUGAGUCUCACAUGCUUGAUUCUUUCUCACAUGUUGAUGCUGAUUUGUCUCUUGUUACUACUACAUGUAUUGAUGGAUGUAGUUGUCCUAUUUGUUUAGAGAUUGAUGCAUGCUUGAAUGAUGCAACUACUUCUCCUCAUGAUUUGUUUAAAAUAUCUCCUAUGCUUGAUCUUGAAAUGCUUGAGAAGGGUAUAUCUUCUUGUGUUGUAGGUACUAAAGCCAUUAAGGCCGAAUCUAUGAGUUUUUCUCCACUCGAGCUUGAUGUUCUUAGGAUUCCCAAGCUAUUGGAGGAAAUUCUACACUUUCACAUGUCGAGGCCGUGGCUCAAGUCCAAGCACUUGAGGACAAGUUGCAAGAAAAGGGGGAGGCUGUAAAGAAAGAAGAGGAGAAAUCAAAAACAAGUGAGAAACCUAAAAGACAAGAUAGUACCAUGGAGUAUUCUAGCAAAUUAGACUUGAAGAAGCUCAUUCCCUCUUGUGUAGAGCCACCUACUUUGGCCUUUACCAUCCAAUCUUAAGUAUGCAUAUCUCAUUGAGAAUGAGAAGCUUCCGGUGAAGCGAGCACAAUAAGGAUAGGAAAGGAAACGAGAAAGGAUUAGCUUCAUUUCAGUAGUGAAAUAAAACAAGGAAAGGAAAUGCAUGAGAGAGAGAGAGAGAGGAGAAUAGAGGAGAAAGAGAGGAACUUAGGCUUGGAUCUAAGAGGUUUUAUGACGUUGCGAGCUCGGCUACACAAUAGG
This is a messenger RNA of Prosopis cineraria, 3982 nucleotides long. RefSeq lists its product as uncharacterized. NCBI's taxonomy places the organism in Eukaryota, Viridiplantae, Streptophyta, Magnoliopsida, Fabales, Fabaceae. Bases 837 to 3620 code for a protein of 927 amino acids. The record is from RefSeq and is a predicted model, not a curated record. The transcript is spliced from 4 exons.